AGGAGAUCGAAGUGGUGAUGUUUAAUUAGUUAAAGGUAAAAGAAAACCUAUUUCUAACUUUUGAUGAAACAAUAAAAACAAAAAAAUCUUUCUAACCUAACCGAGACAUGCAUAGAUAGAUUAUUGGAUUUCGCAAAAAAAAAAAAAUCACCCUUUAUUUAUAGCUUAUGUUUGUUAUUCCUCAUUUCUCACUUACCAUUCAAACCCAACACUAUGGCCACUCUCUUACUCACAAUCCUCCUCCCCACUUUCCUCUUCCUCCUCGUCCUCCUCCUUUCUCUCCGCCGCAACCACAACCGCAGUAGCCGUCUCCCACCAGGCCCAAAACCAUGGCCCAUCCUCGGAAACCUCCCUCACAUGGGUCCUAAACCCCAUCGAACCCUAGCCGCCAUGGUAACCACCUACGGUCCAAUCCUCCACCUCCGAUUAGGGUUCUCCAACGUCGUGGUUGCUGCGUCUAAAUCCGUGGCCGAACAGUUCUUCAAAAUCCAUGAUGCCAAUUUCGCUAGCCGACCACCAAAUUCAGGAGCCAAACACAUGGCAUAUAACUAUCAAGAUCUUGUCUUUGCGCCUUACGGACAACGAUGGAGAAUGUUGAGGAAGAUUAGUUCUGUUCAUUUAUUUUCAGCUAAAGCUCUUGAAGAUUACAAGCAUGUUCGGCAGGAAGAGGUAGGAACGCUCACGCGCGAGCUAGUGGAUGCAGGCACGAAACCCGUAAACUUAGGCCAGUUGGUGAACAUGUGUGUGGUCAACGCGCUUGGAAGAGAGAUGAUCGGACGGCGUCUGUUCGGCGCCGGAGCUGAUCACAAAGCGGAGGAGUUUCGAUCGAUGGUGACGGAAAUGAUGGCUCUCGCCGGAGUAUUCAACCUCGGAGAUUUCGUGCCGGCUCUGGAUUGGUUAGAUUUACAAGGCGUUGCUGGUAAAAUGAAACGGCUACACAAAAGAUUCGACACUUUUCUAUCGUCGAUUUUGAAGGAGCACGAGAUGAUGCACGGUCAAGAUCAAAAGCAUAAAGAUAUGCUCAGCACUUUAAUCUCGCUCAAGGGAACUGAUUUUGACGGUGACGGCGGAAGCCUAACGGAUACUGAGAUCAAAGCCUUGCUCUUGAACAUGUUUACGGCUGGAACUGACACGUCAGCAAGUACGGUGGACUGGGCCAUAGCUGAACUGAUACGACACCCGGAUGCAAUGACCAGAGCCCAAGAAGAACUUGAUUCAGUUGUAGGCCGCGAUAGGCCCAUUAACGAGUCAGACCUUUCUCGGCUUCCUUAUCUUCAGGCGGUUAUCAAAGAGAAUUUCAGGCUUCAUCCGCCGACACCACUCUCGUUACCACACAUCGCAUCAGAGAGCUGUGAGAUCAACGGCUACCAUAUCCCGAAAGGAUCGACUCUUUUAACAAACAUAUGGGCCAUAGCCCGUGACCCGGAACAAUGGUCCGACCCGUUAUCGUUUCGACCCGAGAGAUUUUUACAGGGUGGAGAAAAAUCCGGCGUCGAUGUGAAAGGAAGCGAUUUCGAGCUUAUACCGUUCGGAGCCGGGAGGAGAAUCUGCGCUGGGCUCAGUUUAGGGCUACGGAUGAUUCAGUUACUGACGGCGACGCUGGUUCACGGAUUUGAUUGGGAAUUGGCCGGAGGAAUUCCGCCGGAGAAGCUGAAUAUGGAGGAGACUUAUGGGAUUACUCUGCAAAGAGCAGUUCCUUUGGUGGUGCAUCCUAAGCCAAGGUUGGCUCCCAGUGUUUACGAACUCGGGUCGCGCUAAACCUAAGUUUGCUUGCCAGCAAAGGUAGGUCUUGCACGGAGGUUAAAAAGCUUGUUUCUGGAAUUUCCUCAAAUAAAGUUUAAAAUAGCGUAAUGUGGUCCGGAGUAUAAGGCUAUGUUAUCUGCGUCGUCGAUCCGAUGCCGAGGAAGAAGACGAUGGCUCUCGAAAGCAAACCUGAUCCGCGGACCCGACCCGUUUUAUACGACUAAGAUUUUCAUUCAUAAUAGUAUAUGAUAAUUUUAAAUUUUAAAUUUUUAUCGUGUAAUUUUUACAGUACUGAAUUUUGUAUUAAAGCAUCUUCCUUACUGUACCAGAUGCAUUUACAACUCUAGAUUUUUUUCUGCCAGCAAAAUCAGAUUUUUCCAUCUUUUUUAUAUAUAUUAAAGUGGAACACCACUACAACCUGC
Thlaspi arvense is the source of this 2165-nucleotide messenger RNA. NCBI's taxonomy places the organism in Eukaryota, Viridiplantae, Streptophyta, Magnoliopsida, Brassicales, Brassicaceae. The record is from the annotation of a GenBank genome assembly.